GACUGUUGAUCUGAUUUCUGCAGAUAGACUAACCUCCUUAACGUUUUACGAUGGGUCGCGAUAGUUUCCGUAGAGGAGGAGGACACCGUGGGUCUAGCCGCGGACGACAUGAGCCUGCUUGGUCCCAAAAACGCGGAGGAGGUGGUGGGCGUACGUGGAAUCGAAACAACACAAAACCGGCAAAUAGAAAUCACAAGGAACCACGCGAAUCGGUUGCGCUUUCAGACCUAAAGGAGGAACAGGUCUUUAUCACCGAGUACGUUUCCGCCGGAAAAGGUUUUCAUGGUAUUCUGAAAUCGAGGUUUUCUGAUUUUCAUGUAAACGAAAUCGAUUUGGAUGGAAACGAAGCUAUACUCACAGACUUGAAUAUACCCGCCGCACCGAGGGAGGAAAUGGAUGAUAAACCUAAUGCGGAACUGGAGGAAAUGUUGUCCCAGUUGAUAACAGCUGAUAAGCUAGAUCAAAUUCGACAAGUGGCUUCGAAAAAACGCACCAGUGCUGUAGAGAUUGACGUGACGGAAUUAACCAAAGAAGACCGGGGAAAAAUUCACAAUGGUACAAAAUCCUUAUUUGGAAGGGCCGUCGUUGGAUCUACUGUUACCAGAGACGAUAAAAAGUAUAUUACUAUAACAGCAUAUAGUUCUAGUAAUGUAACGGAUCGUAGGAAGAAGUGGCUUUGGCCACAUCCUUUUACGUACUUCCUGUUGUACAAGGAAAACGUCGACACGAUACAGGCGGUUGGUCAGAUGUCUGAACAGUUGAAAUGCUCCACUUCAUCGUUCACUUACGCUGGUACCAAAGAUCGGCGAGCCAAGACUACCCAAUGGAUUAGUAUACGACAGUUUGAACCAAGCAAAAUAGCGUCUGCCGUGAAAAGGUUGCAAAAUAUAAAGAUUGGAAACAUUUGCUUUAAGCCGACUACUCUAAGGUUGGGCCAAUUGGGAGGGAAUCGUUUUCGGAUAGCUUUGAGACAAAUUGUUGAAGAAGAGAGCGUUAUUAAAAGUUCAAUGGAAGCAUUUAGGGAUAAAGGAUUCAUAAAUUAUUUUGGACUGCAACGCUUUGGUAAUAGAUCAUCCGUUCCAACGUACAAGAUCGGCAUCGAAAUGCUGAAGGGCAGUUGGAAAGAAGCUUGCGAUUUGAUACUCAAGCCACGGGAAGGUGAUCCUUGGUUUAUUACAAAGAUGCGUGAAACUUGGGAGCAAACACGCUGUGCUGAGACCGCCCUGGCAAAACUUAGCCCGCGCAAUAAAGGUAUCGAAAAACAAAUAUUGUCUUGGUUAGCGACCCACAGUAAUGAUUACAAAGGUGCCAUUCAACAACUGGCUCGAAACUUACGCAUGCUGUACUGUCAUUCAUAUCAAAGUCUUAUUUGGAACAGAGUAGUUUCACGCAGACUUCGAGAGCUUGGCUAUCGACUUAUUCCGGGUGAUUUAGUUUAUGUACCCGAAGUUGCGAGUGAUAUAACAGAGGAGAUCGCAGUUGAUGCGGAUUCGGCUAUAGAGCAAGCGAUAGAAUCGGAUGCCAAAAAGGAUGUGGAUGAGACACCUGCGGAUGAACAAUCAACUGAACCGUCUCGCUUUAAAGCUAUGGUAAAACCGCUUACGGAAGAAGACAUCGAAUCUGGACAGUAUUCGAUUUUUGAUGUCGUGCUACCAUUACCUGGUCAUGACAUUACCUAUCCAGCCAACGAGAGUGGUAAAUGGUACGAGGAACUAAUGGCCGAAGAUGGCCUUUCUUCGGACAUGCUUCGGCGAAAGGAAAAGAAGGAAUCGCUGCCAGGUGCUUAUAGGAAGGUGAUAGUUCGUCCUGAAAAGCUGGAAUGGAAACUUGUGUCAUAUGAAAAACCAACCGACACUCUUAUUUUGUCCGAUCUUGAGAAAUUAAAAGGAGAAAAAAUGCCGGAGCCAAAGGAUGAAGCGCCUCAUAAGGCCUUGCUUUUGGACUUCUGCUUCCCAGCAUCAGCAUAUGCUACAAUGGCUCUGCGUGAGAUAAUGAAAAUAGAUACUUCAGCGUUACAUCAACGAACAGUAGAAAAAGAAAGAUUAGAUGCGGCAGAAAACAAAGCCAAACCCACGGCCGAACCAGUAGAAAACAAAACACCGGCAGCAAAUAGCGAAAUACAUGAUAAGGUUGAUGGUGUGGCAAUUGACAGCGAACCAGCUGAGCCAAUUGCCGAGGAAGAUGCUAAUUCGGAAGAGCCUGCCGAAAAGAAACCCAAAUUAGAUUAGAUCUAAUUAGAUAUUUUUCAGUCACCGGAAAACGUAGAACAGUACAUUUUGCUGCGCAAAUGUAACUGGGCUGUAUACAAUAUGCAAUGGAAAAAUUUCGACUCUAGAUAAUCAUUCUCGUAAUAUAUCCGAGAAACAAUUUUUUAUACGCUGGUUUUUGCAAAAAAAAACAGUGCAAGGUAAUUUUUAAAAUACAUUUGACA
Messenger RNA from Sabethes cyaneus, 2431 nucleotides. RefSeq names its product pseudouridylate synthase 7 homolog (gene Pus7). Gene Ontology annotation, biological process: pseudouridine synthesis. Gene Ontology annotation, cellular component: nucleus. Lineage: Eukaryota; Metazoa; Arthropoda; Insecta; Diptera; Culicidae. The transcript is spliced from 3 exons. The record is from RefSeq and is a predicted model, not a curated record. Gene Ontology annotation, molecular function: RNA binding; pseudouridine synthase activity. Bases 51 to 2228 code for a protein of 725 amino acids.